Messenger RNA from Girardinichthys multiradiatus, 1579 nucleotides. RefSeq names its product carbohydrate (N-acetylgalactosamine 4-0) sulfotransferase 14 (gene chst14). The record is from RefSeq and is a predicted model, not a curated record. Gene Ontology annotation, biological process: dermatan sulfate proteoglycan metabolic process; carbohydrate biosynthetic process. The coding region runs from base 332 to 1438 and encodes 368 amino acids. The transcript has 2 exons. NCBI's taxonomy places the organism in Eukaryota, Metazoa, Chordata, Actinopteri, Cyprinodontiformes, Goodeidae. Gene Ontology annotation, molecular function: sulfotransferase activity. Gene Ontology annotation, cellular component: membrane.
UUAGUGUAGCGACUAGUAUAUUUUAUGUGAUUUUAUUUUGAAGGUAUCGAUUUGUAGGUUUAUAAAACAUAACCUGCGAGAGAAAAAUAAUUGAGACAACUGACAUGUGAAACUCUCCACAGUAUAGAACACAUUUAGUUUAUGUUCUCCACUGAAAAUGUGGAAACAUUAACGAGAUUUUAUUGUGAUGAUCCGAACAGGAUUUUUGAAUUACACGCUUGCAAACUUACUUUAAACCUUAGCAUGGGUACGUGUUAGGGACCAAGCGGAAACUUCCACACUGAACUGCCAGCGUUUAAGGUUAAAAAGCUGGCAGACGCCGGACACCGUCAUGAUGCUUCCACGCAGGCAGGACUACGGCAACGGGCUGCGGAGCGGCCCCGUUACAAGCUUCAGGAGCGCGGGGAGCCCGAGCUCUGUCCGCCGCAGCUCCGCCGUGCUGCCCUCGGUGCUAACCUUCCUGGUGGUCGUAGCCUCCGGAGGCCUGCUGCUCAUGAUAGAGAAGGGAAUGCUGAACGGCAUGGAGACGCCGUCUCCUCGGGGUAACGCAAGGCGGCUGGAGCUCUUCAGAGAGAGCCGAACCCACGGUUCAGACGACGUGGACUCCGAAAUCCUCCAGGAGAUCCGCAACCGCACCAUCAGGACCAUGUGCAGCCAGAAGAACAUGCCCCACAGCAUCUGGUCCCUGAGCCCCCUGCAAAGGAAGACGGUGCUGCAGCACAUCCUGGUAAAUGAAGAGUACCGCUUCCUCUACUGCUACGUCCCCAAAGUGGCCUGCUCCAACUGGAAGAGAGUCCUGAAGGUCCUGAGCGGCGCCCUGGAGAGUGUGGACGUCAACAUCAAGAUGGAUCACCGCAGCGACUUGCUUUUUUUGUCCUCCCUGAAGCCAGAAGAAAUCCGCUACCGCCUCAAGCACUACUUCAAGUUCAUGUUUGUGCGAGAACCUAUGGAGCGACUGCUUUCGGCCUACAGGAAUAAGUUUGGAGAGAUCGAAUCCUACCAGAAGAAGUACGGAGUGGAGAUCAUAAAGCGGUACAGAAAGGGCCUUGCCAAGGAUGCAUCCGUGAAAGGAGAUGAUGUGACCUUUGGAGAGUUUGUCCGUUACUUGUUAGAUGAGGAUGUGGAGCACAUGAAUGAGCACUGGAUGCCCGUUUACAACUUGUGCCAACCUUGUGCUGUUUCUUAUAAUUUCAUCGGCUCUUAUGAGCACCUCGAAAGGGACUCCGAGUAUGUGCUCCAGCGCAUCGGUGCACCUCCUUUUGUUCACUACCCAGAGAGGCAAACAUGGUACAAGCCUGUCACCACAGAAACGUUACACUAUUACUUGUGCACUUUGCCACAAAAGCUACUCAGGGAACUCCUACCCAAGUACAUUUUAGACUUUUCUCUAUUUGCUUACCCCUUCCCAAACACAACCACCGAACACUGCCGGCAUUAAAAGUUGAUUGGUUUGCCAAUUUUUACAUUUUUGUUUUUUUUUAUAGAAAUUCAUUUUGUAUUUUUGCUUCUGAAGUUUUGAGAGAUGUAAAACAAUUUAAAACCACUAAAGCUUUUAAAUAAAUACAUGAGAAAAAGGUCA